GAGACAUUUGCUUUGCCAUGCCCUGGCUUAAAUCAUAGACAUAAAGUUUGACGGAUGUCAUUGAGGAAGCGAGGUAAAAGUGGAAGCGAGAAUGCUGACGAGGCCUGGUGGAAGCUGAUGAUGUGGGGGAGCAGUCACAAGCACCGCGGUCGAAAUGAAGAGUUGCACGCAAACUGUCUACCCGCAAAACUGAGGCAUUUCCACCGUUCCUUCAUUCCAACUGGUCUCCGGACAUCAUACCAAUAAUGCCUCUUACACGACCACCGCCACCACCUCCCAAACCUGUCUUUGACGAGUUUUCAACGCCUCCCGACUUUAAUGACAAUUUCAAGAAAAAGGAAACCACCAAGUAUAUGAAUCCAUGUCAAGUGGAAGAGAAACAAAGCAUGAAAUGUCUUGACAAAAAUAACUACGACAAGUCAAAGUGUGAAUACUUCUUCUUACAAUACCGAGAAUGCAAAAAGAAAUGGCUCGCUGAGCGAAAGAAACUACGACAGCAAGGUCAACUGUAGAGAUAGAUUUUUGUUAGUAUUUCAAACCCGAUUGGUUGUAUAUACAGAAGUACUAUAAAAAAAUUUUUAAAAUAUUUUCGCUGGCUAGCCGACCAUUGCUUCCUCCUUGACGCUUGUUCCACUUGUGGUUAAAUCUUAC
Umbelopsis ramanniana AG is the source of this 651-nucleotide messenger RNA. RefSeq lists its product as uncharacterized. The transcript has 2 exons. NCBI's taxonomy places the organism in Eukaryota, Fungi, Mucoromycota, Umbelopsidomycetes, Umbelopsidales, Umbelopsidaceae. The record is from RefSeq and is a predicted model, not a curated record. Bases 246 to 512 code for a protein of 88 amino acids.